AUGUAUCUUUCAUAUCUUCUCAUCACAGGAAUACUACCGCUGGUUUCGGGCAUUCCGACAUGUCCUUUUGGCCUGCCUUGCUCUUUCAAGCUCCCAACAUCUCUAAGCGACUUGACACUAAAGUUGAAACCCAACCAUUUCACAUGGCAGCCGGCCGGUCCUGGCGAUGUCCGUUCGCCAUGCCCUAUGUUGAAUGCGCUCGCAAACCACGGUUUUCUUCCACAUGACGGCCGUCACAUCACAUUAGAUAUCCUGAAGAAGGCCCUCAACGAUGCCGCAAACAUCGGCGAAGACGUCGCGACUGGCGCUUUCACGCCGGGACUGACGACUAACCCGACUCCGAAUGCCGACUUCAUCGACUUGGACAUGCUGAACAAGCACAAUGUUAUUGAGCAUGAUGGGAGUUUAUCCCGCCGAGACGAAUAUUUCAACCCGACGAACCCAUUCGACGAAGGGACUUUUGAUCAGUUCCUGUCUUACUUUGGUGGCACCCAAACAUUAGACGUGCCAUCUAUCGCCAACGCUCGAGCUAGGCACGUGUCGGAAAUGAGCAAGAUCAAUCCAACCUUUGGCGUCGACAAAUCAGCAUUGGGCCGAAUGGCUGGCGAGAGCGCCUUCAUACUGACGGUCUUGGGAAGCCCGGAUCAGCCGGUUGCCAAAAGAUCCUAUGUUGAGUAUUUCUUCAGAAAUGAACGGUUACCCGUUCUGCUUGGCUGGACUCCAAAUGAUACGACACUCACGCUGGCUACGCUUUUGCAGAUCGCUCAAGACGUCAUUGCCAAUAGCCCUGCCGAUGUUCCAUUGACGUUUUGA
Molecule: messenger RNA, 813 nt
Organism: Colletotrichum karsti
Lineage: Eukaryota; Fungi; Ascomycota; Sordariomycetes; Glomerellales; Glomerellaceae
Exons: 4
Coding region: 1-813 (270 amino acids)
Molecular function (GO): peroxidase activity
Source: RefSeq, a predicted model, not a curated record